This is a messenger RNA of Emiliania huxleyi CCMP1516, 673 nucleotides long. RefSeq lists its product as hypothetical. Lineage: Eukaryota; Haptophyta; Isochrysidales; Noelaerhabdaceae. The record is from RefSeq and is a predicted model, not a curated record. Gene Ontology annotation, cellular component: membrane; nuclear envelope; endoplasmic reticulum. The coding region runs from base 162 to 428 and encodes 88 amino acids. Gene Ontology annotation, molecular function: glutathione peroxidase activity; glutathione transferase activity. The transcript is spliced from 2 exons.
CUCCGCUCUCCUUGUCGUCCGAAUUCGGCUACGCGGUCGCGGUGGUCGGAGCUUCGUACCUCGCCAAUAUCUACGGCGCGAUCAAGGUCGUCACGGCGCGGAAGAAGUACGACAUCAAGUAUCCGACGCUCUACUCGACCGGCACCACCAAGAAUGACGAGAUGUACAACUGCGCUCAGCGCGCCCACCAAAAUACGCUCGAGGGCCUGCCGGUGGUGAACCUGAUGAUGCUGUCCUCGGCCACCGUCUACCCGCGAGCGGCCGCCCUCUUCGGUUUCACUUGGGUGGUGGGUCGCUUCCUCUACAUCCGAGGCUACACCGAGGGAGGUCCAGAGGGCCGGCGGAUCGGUGGCAUCGUGAGCCACCUUGGCGAUUUCCCGCUGCUCAUCACGACCUUCUGCGCCGCCUGGCACCUGCUCCGAGCCUGAGGGGGAGCGGUGAUCAUGUGUUUGGCGAAGGCGCGCAAGAGCCGGACAGGGAGUGACCGAAAAGUGACCCGAGUUCUUUUGCGCAGUCGCUGGCCGUAACACAGCGCACGAGUCACACAGUCAGCACACGAGAGAGACGCCCAGGAGUCGCUAGCGUAGGGACGCUGGCUGGGUCGGUCACACACGUUUUCGUCACAGGUCGUUUCACGUUUGCACGCAUGUCAUACCAGAGCCACAAAGAAACA